Messenger RNA from Pomacea canaliculata, 1672 nucleotides. RefSeq lists its product as uncharacterized. Bases 454 to 1458 code for a protein of 334 amino acids. The transcript is spliced from 3 exons. The record is from RefSeq and is a predicted model, not a curated record. Lineage: Eukaryota; Metazoa; Mollusca; Gastropoda; Architaenioglossa; Ampullariidae.
UGUGCGUACGUUUUUAAUAGAAGCUUCAUAAUGUAUGAUUAUUCAAUGUUGUCAGGGCGCGUGAAGGAAGAGUUGUCUUGUGUUUUGUGGAGUACAGCAAGUCAAUGACAGCGCAUGCGUGAGAGAUGGGGUCGUGACGUGCCCCUGACACGUGGUAUUGACCUGUGAUGAAUCUUCGCGCGCGUUGUGCCAACGCCGGAGUCAUAAACGGUUGGUGCAGUCGAUGUGUCCUCACUGCACUGCUGCGUGAGUCAAGAUCCCAGGUAACAUCCUCCACACCAGUCAGUGAACACAGUCUGGCCAAGCAUCCCCCCAGCCUGUAUACUAUCCUCCUGAAAUACUGAGCAUCAGACAUCCUCCGCCAACAGAGUCAUCAGCAAUACACUGACUCGCUAACUGCUGUUAGACGAUAACAGCGAUAACAGCGGAGCGGCAAAGAAAGACCUAAGGACGAUGUCGCACAAAAUACAAGCGAUAUCUUUCAUUCUGAUCCUGGUUCUCAUCUUCGUCAUCAACUUUUAUCGUCAAGUAAACUCAAUUAUUGGACACACAGAUGACGAGAGAAUGUAUCAAAAGACAGGUGCGAGAAAUAAAGUCCCAGAGGACUCCAGGCUGCUAUCUGUAGCCUCCAUGGAAACCCGGGACAUGAAAUCAGACAAUAACAAUGUCCUCAUGUCACGUGAUGAGAAAGGAUGGAGGAAGUUGAACUGCGCGCCGUCAAAACACUUCCGCCCGAUUAAUUUUCCGACAGAAAUCGGAAACCUGACUUUUUACGGCUUUAUGUCCGCGGAGUACGACAGAACUGUCACCGCAAAGGCGCUAAACGGUUCUAUAUUUGAGAAGAAAGAAAUCGAGAGUUUUCUAACUCUGUCACGUGACUUGCCCCUCAUCGACGUGGGCGCCAAUGUGGGGCUGGUGGCGCUGCAAGCCGCUCUCCAGAAGAGGACCGUGGUGGCCAUCGAGCCCAUCGCCGCCAACGCGCUCCGCCUUUGUCGAUCUGUUCUCGACUUCGGACACGCCGGCCUGGUGCACGUCAUCCAGAACGCCGUGUCGUCACGCGAGGGACACGUCACUCUGGCCACUCAGGCCGCCAACACCAGCACACUGUUCACGGUCAACGAAGCAGGCAGACAGUUCACACACGACCUGACCCUGGCCUACGCCAUCAAACUGGAUCGCAUCUUGGAGAUGUUACCCUUCCGACGGGCAGCACUCAAGAUAGACGUGGAGAGUCACGAGGGCCACGUGCUGGCGGGGUCACGUGAUCUGUUGAAGACGCUGGACGUGCCGCUGGUGUGGAUGGAGUGGGAGCACGUCAAGGGCCGCGCGACCUUUGGGGGUCAGUUUGUCGUCGACUUCAUGACUGCCCGCAACUUCCGCCCGCACCACGUCAUCUCCGGGGAACUUCUGGAAGGCGACUUCAUGUCCUGGCCCUUCACCGUGCUGUGGCGCCGAUGAGCUUCUGAUCCUGUUGGAGCUGCUGCCCUUGUUAAAAUAACAAUAAACGUAUAUUUUUAUUGUUCUCGUGUAAAUGUCACAAGAUUUGCGAAAAUGGCCACCCGGACUUUACCAUUGUUUGUAAGUUUCAAAAUACUGGAUGUUCUAAAUUUGACCAGUUGUAUGAAGUUGGAGAAAAUUGCUAUAUUUAUCUCAAUAAAAUUUGCUCUCAUUG